Messenger RNA from Girardinichthys multiradiatus, 2943 nucleotides. RefSeq names its product zinc finger protein 271-like. Lineage: Eukaryota; Metazoa; Chordata; Actinopteri; Cyprinodontiformes; Goodeidae. Gene Ontology annotation, biological process: regulation of transcription by RNA polymerase II. The coding region runs from base 164 to 2713 and encodes 849 amino acids. The record is from RefSeq and is a predicted model, not a curated record. Gene Ontology annotation, molecular function: DNA-binding transcription factor activity; RNA polymerase II cis-regulatory region sequence-specific DNA binding. The transcript is spliced from 3 exons.
AACAAUAAAAAUAUGGUCGUGAUUUCCGGUUCCGCUGGCCCCGCCCCCUCUUCCCAAACACGCGGAUCUCUUCCGGGUUCUUCAUCCUUUGUUCCCUGUUCGUCAGCAGCCCAGAAGCGGGAGUGUUGAUAAAGCUGUAAGAGAGCUGCAGCAGCAGCAGUUGAUGAACUCUGGAAAGAAGUCCAGCAGCUUGAGGAACAUCUGGUCAAAGAAACUGGAGGGAAGCAGGAGCUCAAACAGCGGCAGGACGCAGCAGAGGAAGAGACACCAGAUGAUGGAUGAUGUUUUCCAGCCCAGAUUAGUGCUGCCAGCAGAUGUUAAAGAAGAGGCUCCUGAAGAACAGAGUCCUGAUGUGGAUCAGCAGGAGCCAGAGUCCCUCCAGAUAAAGGAGGAACAGGAGGAACUCUGGACCAGUCAGGAAGGAGAGCAGCUCACUGUGAAGGAGGAGACUGAUACCAUGUUUCCAUUAACUGCAGCUCCUAUCAAGAAUGUUAAAGAAGAGGCUCCUGAAGAACAGAGUCCUGAUAUGGACCAGCAGGAGCUGGAGCUCCUUCACAUAAAGGAGGAAAAUGAAAGAAUCUGGGCCAGCCAGGAUGGAGAACAACUGAAUGUUAAGAAGGAGACUGAUUAUACCAGGUUUCCAGUAACUGUUCAUGUGAAGAGUGAAGAGGAUGAGGAGGAACCUCUGUUCUCUCAGCUUCAUCGACAACAAACAGAAGACAGAGAUCUUCCAAGAAGCAUCUCAGCUGACCAGAUAAAAGCAGAAAUUAAAGAAGAGGACUGUGGGACAUCAGUAUCCAGCAGGAACCCAGAUCUAAAUACUCAUAGAGACACUUCCACCUAUUCAGAGACUGAAGACAGUGAAGAUGAUGAAGAGGAUGAUGAUGAUGUGAAGCAUCAUGAAUCUGAGCUUAAACGAUUGUCAGAUUCUGAAACAGAAGAAGGUGAGGAGGAUUGGAAGGAGAGCAGGACUCCAGGGUCAGACAGAAACACUGUCAACAAAUCUUUGAGCUGCUCUGAGUGUGGGGGCAAAUUUGCUAAAAGACGCUCUCUUCAUAGUCACAUGACAUGUCAUCCAAGAUUAACGUCUUCAGAUUGUUCUGGUAGUGAGACGUGUUUCAGAGAGAAGAAAAUAAUAGAUUCACUGACAAAAGUCCAGACGAGUAGUAAAAAUUUUAACUGUGGUGAGUGUGGUAAAGGUUUUAACAGGAAACAGGAUUUAAAAAGACACACGACACUCCACACAAGAGACAAACCCUUUAAUUGUGAUGCUUGUCAGAAAAGCUUUUACCAAAAAUCAACUUUGAACCAGCACAUAAAAACCCACAAAGAGGAGAAAUCCAUUGGUUGUAACACUUGUGGAAAAAGAUUUGCCUACAAGUCAGAUUUAAACAUUCACAUGAGAAUCCACACUGGAGAAAAACCCUUUAGUUGUGGUAAAUGUGGAAAACGAUUUUCCCAGAAGUCAAGUUUAGACAAACACAUGAGAAUCCACACAGGAGACAAACCCUUUAGUUGUGAUGUUUGUGGAAAACAAUUUGCCUGCAAGUCAGUUUUAAGGACCCACGUGAGAAUCCACACAGGAAACAAACCCUUCAGUUGUGGUAAAUGUGAAAAAAGGUUUUCCCAGAAGUCAAGUUUAGACAAACACAUGAGAAUCCACACAGGAGACAAACCCUUUAGUUGUGAUGUUUGUGGAAAAAGAUUUGCCUGCAAGUCAGUUUUAAGGACCCACGUGAGAAUCCACACAGGAAACAAACCCUUCAGUUGUGGUAAAUGUGGAAAAAGAUUUUCCCAGAAGUCAAGUUUAGACAAACACAUAAGAAUCCACACAGGAGACAAACCCUUUGGUUGUGAUGCAUGUGAAAAGAGAUUUAAACAAAAGUCACAUUUAAACAAACACAUGAGAAUCCACACAGGAGACAAACCCUUUGGUUGUGAUGCAUGUGAAAAGAGAUUUAAACAAAAGUCACAUUUAAACAACCACAUGAGAACACACACAGGAGACAAACCUUUUGGCUGUGAUGCAUGUGGAAACAGAUUUGCCUACAAGUCGAAUUUAGACAAACACAUGAGAAUUCACACAGGAGACAAACCCUUUAAUUGUGAUGUUUGUGGAAAAAGAUUUGCCUGCAAGUCAGCUUUAACCAGACACGUGAGAAUCCACACAGGAGACAAACCCUUUAGUUGUGGUAAAUGUGGAAAAAGAUUUGACCAAACGCCAGCUUUAGACGAACACAUGAGAAUUCACACAGGAGACAAACCCUUUAGUUGUGAUGUUUGUGGAAAAAGAUUUGCCUGGAAGUCAGUUUUAACCAGACACGUGAGAAUCCACACAGGAGACAAACCCUUUGGUUGUGAUGCAUGUGGAAAGAGAUUUUACCAAAUGUCAGCUUUAGAUGGACACAUGCGAACCCACACAGGAGAGAAUCCCUUUAGUUGUGAUGUUUGUGGAAAAAGAUUUGCCUGGAAGUCACAUUUAAGCAUACAUGUGAGAAUCCACACAGGAGACAAACCCUUUAGUUGUGAUGCAUGUGGAAAGAGAUUUUACCAAAUGUCAGCAUUAGACAAACACAUGAGAAUUCACACAGGAGACAAACCCUUUGGUUGUGAUGUUUGUGGAAAAAGAUUUGCCUGGAAGUCAGCUUUAACCAGACACAUGAGAAUCCACACAGGCGAGAGAAGCCCUCUGUUUGAGAUGCUUGUGUUAUAAGAUUAUAAGAAAAGUCCAAUUUAAACCCACACAUGAUAACUCACAGAGGAACUAAACCCUCAAGUUGUGAUGCUUGUGCAAGUCAUUUUUACCGCUCACCUCUAAGGGUAUAAUUGCAUGUAGACAUUGAGGGUUCAGAGUUAGGGGGGGGCAGACCAGACCCUAUUCCCCACCGUUUUUUUUCUUUUUAAAUGCACACUACAACAACAUACAUCAACACCACAUUUGAC